AUGGCGAAAGCUAAGCAACAGAAAUCUAAGCCUAAGAAACAACCGCAUCAGAAAGAAGGAAAGGAGUGUGAUCUCUCUCAAUUUCGUUCCCAGCUUGACGCUUUAGGGCUUAAGAUCAUCCAAGUGACUGCAGAUGGUAAUUGUUUCUUCAGGUCACUUGCCGAUCAAUUGGAAGGCAAUGAGGAUGAACACAGCAAAUACCGAAGCAUGAUUGUACAGUAUAUAGUGAAAAAUCGUGAAAUAUUUGAGCCUUUUAUUGAAGAUGAUGUUCCAUUUGAGGAUUACUGUAAAACCAUGGACGAUGAUGGAACUUGGGCUGGGAAUAUGGAGUUACAGGCAGCUUCUCUUGUCACUCGGAGUAAUAUAUGUAUCCACAGGAGCAUGUCACCACGUUGGUAUAUACGUAAUUUUGAAGAUACACGAACCCGCAUGAUCCAUCUGUCGUACCACGAUGGGGAACACUACAAUAGUGUGCGUUUGAAGGAGGAUGCUUGUGGAGGACCAGCCAGGCCUGUUGUAAUAGAGGCUGAUGCUAAAGUUUCAGAAGCGUCUAAACAAGCGAAAGCCACAGAGACCAAGUCCAAAAACAGAGCUAAUAACUGUAACGUGGAUGCUGCGACAAUCAAAGUAGUCAUGUCGGGCAUUUGCUGUGACAAUGCUGAGAAAGCUGAACAGGUUCUGUUACAAGUAAACGGUGAUGUGGAUGCCGCGAUAGAAUUCCUGAUAGCAGAGCAACGAAUGGAGUCUUUGACUGAAAAUGAUUUAGAAACCGCCUCUGCAGCAGAUACCACAAAUCCAAAGGAAGCAAGUGAUGGUACAAUGGAAAGCACCAAGCAACCCAGAGAAAAAAUGAAUGAGAAGAUCAAUGAGGAGGAAUCAGCUAGCUGCAGCAACAUCAAAACAGUCCAUACCGAUUGCAAUUUAAAGACCGAUGAUGAGAAGAUCCCGAGGAAUAAAUCGUGUCCAUGUGGUUCAAAGAAGAAAUACAAGUCCUGCUGCGGAACAGCAACAGGAAGAUCAUCUGUUAAACUGCUAGAGAGCCAAACAAUGGAGUCAAGGAAAGGGAGAAAGAAUUUGAGAAAAGGAACAUCGAAUGAAAUUGAAGCAAUUGCACUAGAUGUCGGUGCUCUUUGCAUAUAA
Messenger RNA from Arabis nemorensis, 1140 nucleotides. The record is from the annotation of a GenBank genome assembly. NCBI's taxonomy places the organism in Eukaryota, Viridiplantae, Streptophyta, Magnoliopsida, Brassicales, Brassicaceae.